GAGAACCCACAGGGAGACCCAUAGACACUUAGACACGAGAGAGACAGGAGGAGAGAGACAAAGGCACAGCGGAAGGAGAGAGAGACAGGGCAGGCCGAAGGCGAAGCCAGACAAAGUUGUACAGAAGGAGAGGCCAGAGAAGCUGCGGAAGACACUGGCAGGGAAAGACAAAGAUCCAGGAGAGGAAGGCACAGGAGGGCAGUUUGGAGGAACCAGACCCCUGGGCACCUCUCCUGAGUCUAAGGGUUAAGUUUUCUCCAUCUCUUCCGAAGGUCCUCAGCCCCUCUGAAAACUGCCUCUGACCUUGGCACGAAUCCUAGCCCCCAGGCUUUAGAGAGGAGCUUUCCACAGCUAGAGUGUGGAGGACUUCAUGCUCCAGAUGGCCUCAGUUCCUCCCAGCUGCAGCGCCCGUGCCAUGUCCCGGACCAGCUCACAUCCCGGGAGGGGCUUGGCGGGGUGCUGGCUGUGGGGAAUCCAACCCCGCCUGCUGCUCCCCACUGUGCCCCUCUCUGGGCUGCUGUGGCUGCUGCUGCUGCUGCUGGCCUCCCUCCUGCCCUCAGCCUGGCCGGCCAGCCCCCUCCCCCGGGAGGAGGAGAUCGUGUUUCCUGAGAAGCUUAACRGCAGCGUUCUGCCUGGCUCAGGAGCCCCCGCCAGAUUGUUGUACCGCUUGCUGGCUUUUGGGGAGACACUGCUACUGGAGUUGGAGCAGGACCCUGGUGUGCAGGUUGAGGGGCUGACRGUGCAGUACCUGGGCCAGGCACCUGAACUGCUGGAUGGGGCAGAGCCCGGCACCUACCUGACUGGCACCAUCAACGGAGAUCCAGAGUCGGUGGCAUCUCUGCAUUGGGACGGGGGAGCGCUAUUAGGAGUGUUGCAGUACCAGGGGGCUGAGCUCCACCUCCAGCCUCUGGAGGGAGGCACCCUUAACUCUGCCGGGGGACCUGGGGCUCACAUCCUGCGCCGGAAGAGUCCUGACAGCAGCCAGGGUCCCAUGUGCAACGUCAAGGCUCCUCCUGGGAGCCCCAGCCCCAGCCCCCGAAGAGCCAAGCGMUUUGCUUCACUGAGUAGAUUUGUAGAGACCCUGGUGGUGGCAGAUGACAAGAUGGCAGCCUUUCAUGGUGCAGGGAUAAAGCGCUACCUGUUGACAGUUAUGGCAGCAGCAGCCAAGGCCUUCAAGCACCCAAGCAUCCGCAACCCUGUCAGUUUGGUGGUGACUCGGCUAGUAAUUCUGGGGUCCGGUGAAGAGGGGCCCCAAGUGGGGCCAAGUGCUGCCCAGACCCUACGAAGCUUCUGUGCCUGGCAGCGUGGCCUCAACACCCCUGACGACUCAGACCCUGACCACUUCGAUACAGCCAUUCUGUUCACCCGCCAGGACCUGUGUGGCGUCUCCACUUGUGACACUCUGGGUAUGGCUGAUGUGGGUACUGUGUGUGACCCUGCUCGGAGCUGUGCUGUCGUGGAGGAUGAUGGACUCCAGUCAGCCUUCACCGCUGCUCAUGAACUAGGCCAUGUCUUCAGCAUGCUCCAUGACAACUCCAAGCAAUGUGUCAGUUCGAAUGGGCAUGGGAGCACCUCCCGCCAUGUCAUGGCUCCUGUGAUGGCUCAUGUGGAUCCUGAGGAGCCCUGGUCCCCCUGCAGUGCCAGCUUCAUCACUGAAUUCCUGGACAAUGGAUACGGACACUGUCUCUUAGACAAGCCAGAGGCUUCACUGAACCUGCCUGUGACUUUUCCUGGCAAGGACUAUGAUGCUGAUCGCCAGUGCCAGCUGACCUUCGGUCCUGACUCACACCAUUGUCCCCAGCUGCCACCACCCUGUGCUGCCCUCUGGUGCUCUGGCCACCUCAAUGGCCACGCUAUGUGCCAGACCAAGCACUCGCCCUGGGCUGAUGGCACCCCCUGUGGGCCUUCACAGGCUUGCAUGGGUGGCCGCUGCCUCCAUACGGACCAACUCAAGGACUUCAAUGUUCCACAGGCUGGUGGUUGGGGUCCCUGGGGACCUUGGGGUGACUGCUCUCGGAGCUGUGGGGGUGGUGUCCAGUUCUCUUACCGGGACUGCACGAGGCCCGUCCCCCGGAAUGGUGGCAAGUACUGUGAGGGCCGCCGCACCCGCUUCCGCUCCUGCAACACUGAAAACUGCCCGACUGGCUCAGCAUUGACCUUCCGUGAAGAGCAGUGUGCUGCCUACAACCACCGCACUGACCUCUUCAAGAGCUUCCCRGGACCCAUGGACUGGGUCCCUCGCUACACAGGUGUGGCCCCGCGGGACCAAUGUAAACUCACCUGCCAAGCCCAGGCACUGGGCUACUACUAUGUGCUGGACCCACGGGUGGUAGACGGAACCCCUUGUUCCCCAGAUAGCUCCUCAGUCUGUGUCCAGGGGCGCUGCAUCCACGCUGGCUGUGACCGCAUCAUUGGUUCCAAAAAGAAGUUUGACAAGUGCAUGGUGUGCGGUGGGGAUGGUUCCAGCUGCAGCAAGCUGUCAGGCUCUUUCAGAAAAUUCAGGUACGGAUACAACAAUGUGGUCACUAUCCCUGCAGGGGCCACCCAUAUCCUUGUCCGGCAUCAGGGAGCCCCUGGCCCUCGGAGCAUCUACCUGGCCCUGAAGCAUCCAGAUGGCUCCUAUGCCCUCAAUGGUGAAUACACACUGAUGCCCUCCCCCACAGAUGUGGUAUUGCCUGGCGCAGUCAGCUUGCGAUACAGUGGGGCCACUGCAGCCUCAGAGACACUGUCAGGCCAUGGGCCACUGACCCAGCCCUUGAUGCUGCAAGUUCUGGUGGCUGGCAACCCACAGAAUGCACGCCUCCGAUACAGCUUCUUCGUGCCCCGGCCAGCCCCUUCAACACCGCGCCCCCCUCCCCAGGACUGGCUACAUCGCCGGGCACAGAUUCUGGAGAUCCUUCGGCGGCGCUCCUGGGCAGGCAGGAAAUAACCUCACCAUCCCGGCUGCCCACUCUGGGCACCGGGGCCUCAGACUCAGCUGGAAGAAUGAGGGGGCUUCUGCAGCUGCCUCUUGCUAAGACACAGUGGGAAGGGGCUAUGGGGGUGAACCUGCUUCUCCUCUCUGCCCUAAUGUGCAGGCUGGCCCUGCCCUGGUUUCCUGCCCUGGGAGGCAGUGAUGAAUUGGUGGAUGGAAGGGACUAGGAGAUAGUCCCCUAUCCAAACUGCUCCCUCAGCCCUGCAGGUCAUGGGAGGGAGGGGGAAGGCAGGAUGGGCCCUGGGCCCAAGUUGUAUUUAUUUAGUAUUUAUUCACUUUUAUUUAGCACCAGGGAAGGGGAGGACUCUGGUCCUGGGGAAAUUGACCCCCACCCCUCAUAGCCCUCACCCUGGCUAGGAACUUGAGGGUGGCAGUGAUAAGCAUGAAUGAUUGUUUGUGUGUUUUGUGUGUGUGUGUGUGUGUGUGUGUGUGUGUGUGUGUGUGUGUAAGUCUGUGUAUUUACAUUGAGGUAUAACCUGCCUUGCUUUCCUCUCCCUGAAUUUUAUUUGCUGGGAAAGGAAGAAUCAAGAGUAGGUUGGACUUUUAAGGAGUGAGGGUUUAU
This is a messenger RNA of Urocitellus parryii (Arctic ground squirrel), 3536 nucleotides long. It is a transcript of the gene Adamts4, whose product is annotated as ADAM metallopeptidase with thrombospondin type 1 motif 4. Lineage: Eukaryota; Metazoa; Chordata; Mammalia; Rodentia; Sciuridae. Gene Ontology annotation, molecular function: metalloendopeptidase activity. Gene Ontology annotation, cellular component: extracellular matrix. Gene Ontology annotation, biological process: proteolysis; extracellular matrix organization. The record is from RefSeq and is a predicted model, not a curated record.